This is a messenger RNA of Bufo gargarizans (Asiatic toad), 852 nucleotides long. RefSeq names its product transmembrane 4 L6 family member 4-like. Gene Ontology annotation, cellular component: membrane. Bases 68 to 718 code for a protein of 216 amino acids. The transcript is spliced from 5 exons. Lineage: Eukaryota; Metazoa; Chordata; Amphibia; Anura; Bufonidae. The record is from RefSeq and is a predicted model, not a curated record.
UACAUCGGAUUCUUACAGCCACCAGCCAACCAGUUCAUAACCGCUAAUAACCAAGUCGUACUUAAAGAUGUGUUCCGGGGGCUGUGCAAAGUGCUUGGGCAUUACCCUCAUUCCCCUCGCUAUUCUGUCUGUUUUGGCCAACAUUUUGCUCUUUUUCCCAGCUGGUAAUGUUGCAAAGAGCAAUGAUCAUAUCUCACGUGAAGUCUUUUACCUCGGGGGACUCUUAGGUUCUGGUGUUCUGAUGAUUUUUCCAGCUCUAGUGUUUCUGGGUAUGAAGAAAAAUGACUGCUGUGGAUGCUGUGGUAAUGAAAGCUGUGGAAAGAGAUUUGCUAUGUUUUCUUCUAUCCUUUUUGCUGCCAUAGGAUUUGUUGGAGCCGCUUACAAUUUCAUUGUUUCUAUAGUUGCUAUAAAUAAAGGGCCAAUAUGUUAUUUGGGAAAAGAAGGUACCGAAGAUAUUUGGGGCUAUCCUUUCGCCGAUGGAAACUAUUUAGGAAACAAGACAUUAUGGGAGGAUUGCAAAACAUAUCAAAUCAAUGAAAAGUCUACAUUUGACACAGAAGUUAUUAUCACCUGGAAUCUCACCCUCUUCUGCAUUCUCUUGAUAAUUGGUGGAGUACAAGGUGUUCUCUGUGCAAUUCAAGCUAUCAAUGGUCUGAUUGGGACAAUCUGCGGGGACUGCAAGUGCUGUGGAUGCUGUGGCAAUGAUGGACCUGUUUAACCCCGAUUUCUUUUUUAUAUUACAUCGCUUGUACUGUCCAAAACAAAUGUGACCCACAAAAAGAGGAAGACGAAUGAAGAGUUCCAAUGACUUUGACUGUACUUUCUUUUGUAAAAUAAAAAAGUAAAACCUUA